Messenger RNA from Danio aesculapii, 3535 nucleotides. It is a transcript of the gene cabp7b, whose product is annotated as calcium binding protein 7b. The record is from RefSeq and is a predicted model, not a curated record. NCBI's taxonomy places the organism in Eukaryota, Metazoa, Chordata, Actinopteri, Cypriniformes, Danionidae. The transcript is spliced from 5 exons. The coding region runs from base 847 to 1488 and encodes 213 amino acids. Gene Ontology annotation, molecular function: calcium ion binding.
CUCACCGAGGACACAGACGAGCAAACAUUUCUUGGAUUUCUGUCUUUCAUCUCGAGCUUCCGCAAAAUAAUUGCCAUCAUCGUUUCUAGCAAAUGUGCACAUUAUUAAUCGUUCUGUAAUGGAGGAUUUCUUUUUCUCGUGUGAUUAGUCACUUACUUAAGAACGUGUUAUUUUCUUCGAUAUCUCUCUAAAGGAUCAAAUUAACAACUAAAAUUGACUGAAAUGUUAGAAAUUGGAACGCUUCAACAUAUUCUAAUCUGUGUAACUCGAGACCGUUCGACUACCUGUAGGAUUGCAUCAAGCGCGUGAGGGAGGCGGUGAUGCCCGGGAGGUAAUGCGCAUUAGUAUAACGUGACACAAUUCGGGUUUUUUUUCACUCGAUCGGUGAAACAUCGUGUACAAACGAUGAACAUAAGCUAAUGGAACCACCGUAAUCUCAAGGAGAGCUGACAGCACGUUGUUUUUGAACAGGGAUGCUCUGCGUUUAUCCUUCAAAGCCAGUUGAAGAUGUACAGAACGCGGGGACAUUUCCAGCAGCAUACGCGUUCCUGUGCCACACAAGCUCCAUCUGAAUGGCAAUACUUGAAUGUGCGAUUUGGUGAAAUCACAAGGCAAUAGUUUUCGCACCUGAUGCAAGGCAAUCCGCAAUCGAUCGAAUGAACGAUCAUUCCCGCAUGAGUGUGCAGAGUGACUAAUCGCAUCUGGACCACAGUAAUCAGGAUGGAGACACGCGUUUUGAUGGCUGGCUUCGGGCUUUCAGAAAGCGCUCUGUAGUAAAGUUGCAGUGGCCGGACUACAGGUGCUUUAUGAAGAUCAGGAUAAAAGCGUCGGUUUGCCUUCGCAGAGAUGCCAGUGCGUGCUGUGACUUCCAGGUUCAUGUACAGGGGACUUUGCUCAAUUCCAGAUAUCCUUUCCUACAGGGCUCCCGUCAGCCUCCCCGAGGAUGAAGUGGAGGAGAUCCGUGAAGCCUUUAAGGUGUUUGACCGUGAUGGGAACGGAUUCAUCUCCAAACAGGAGCUAGGAGUGGCCAUGCGGUCUCUUGGCUACAUGCCAAAUGAAGUGGAGCUGGAGGUGAUCAUUCAGAGACUGGACAUGGACGGUGACGGUCAGGUUGACUUUGAAGAGUUUGUAGCGCUCCUCGGACCAAAGCUGUCUUCGGCUGGUAUGCCCGACCGCUUCCACGGAGCCGAGUUUGACUCCAUAUUCUGGAAGUGUGACAUGCAAAAGCUGACUGUGGAUGAGCUGAAGAGACUCCUGUAUGAGACCUUCUGUGACCAUUUGACUAUGAAAGACAUCGAGAACAUCAUCAUGACAGAGGAAAGUCACUUAAACAGCCCGGAGUGCCAAGUAGAUAUUGACAAAAGUCCCAUGCAACAAGUCAAGCACACCUGUGUGCGAAAGAGCUUGAUUUGUGCCUUCGCCAUUGCGUUCAUCAUCAGCGUCAUGCUCAUCGCAGCCAAUCAGAUGCUUCGAAGAGGAAUGAAAUGAACAGCUCUUUUUCUAAUACAACGAAUAACUGACAAGAGGAAAACAAGGUAAAAAUGCAAAAAAAAAAAGUCCACUAAUUUCACUAGUUUAUAAUGAUCAAUUUUACAGAAACACCAAAGGCUGCUCUUUCAUUCUACUAUAAACUCAAGGUAAAGUCAGACUGUUGUUAAAUGAGGAAACAAUGUACCCCAGAGUAAUAGUUUAAAGGUGUCACGGUCUUUAUUGUGUAGCACUAAGUAAUGAUCAUUGUCCUAUAAGAUAUUAAAUGUUUCUUGGCUCAUGGGACAGAGUAGAGAUCUAUUAUAAUGUAGCACUUCAUACUUAAAAUAUUAGAUUGUAUUGUACGAUUGUAAUCCCCUUCAUAUCAAUACCCUGUCAGGGUCAUUAUAUAACAUUAUGACAGAAAUAUUCCCCCUUUUUGCAACAACAUCGAGUCACCGGAUCAUAUAUUUUACCAAACAUCACCGGUUUGAUCGAUGUCUACUGUAAAAUGGGAAAUUUGAGAUUUCAGAAUGAAAAGAGGGAUUAAAAUGAUCCACUUAAAGUCACCAAAUGUUAGGCUCAGAGCAAUUUAAAAAGAAAAUGAAUGUAAGGUACUAGAAACUUACCAGUACUAAACUGUGAUGGAAAGUAGAGUACAUUUGGUGACAAUCCAAAGUGUUACUGAAUGGAACCUGUGCAAUUGUCUUUUGUUUAACUUGCAAAAACAAUAUUUCUUCCAGUCUUGACUCUCAGGAUUGUUUGUCGACAGGUCUUUUAUUAAUUUGUCUACUGGUUGUGUGAUAAAUGACUAAAUAUAACAGGCUAUUCGUAUUGUGCACACAUGUAAGACUAAAUGUUUUUGUCGAUAUCCUGCAAUAUAACUGUUCUAAGUGUUAAUACAUACAAUUACAUAUUUGCAUGAAAUGUUUCUUAGUGCUGACAACAUCAACGUUGUCAACGAAUAACCAGUCUGUAUAAGUACUAUUCUUUAAUAACUUGUGGUUUUCAUUUUUUCUGGGAUGUUGUGAUCUCGUCUUUCUAUCUAAUUUGUCUCCGCAAUAUCUCUGUCAACUGGAAAACUACAGGUCACGUUUAAGGCUUUUAUUUCGUACACAUUUAUGGAUACAGAGCAUUAUUCAAAGGUAAUGAAAUAGUGCACAUUAAUCCAAAUUAAUAUUUCGAAGUUAACUUAAUAGCUUUAGGUUGGUGGUAAUGGUAACAAGCAAUAUUUGGCUUAUGCAUACUCUGAAAUAAACGUAUGCAUCCAGCAUCUAUCUGUAAUUUAUGCAUUCGUCAGUAAUCUCAGUGCCUAAACAGUAAGUUGGAUGGUGUUGUUCUCUGUGUGUCCAAAGUCUAUAUUUUUUGUGCACUUGUGCCAGUAGUUAAUUCACAUGUGUUCUAUUACAGAUAACUGAUAUGAAUGAGUUAACAUUUUCCUUGCUUAACAAUAAUGCAAGUUAAGUCUAAGCAUAUGAUGAUAAUUGUAGUGAGACUAAUAUUAUAUUAGUUUAAAGAGGCUGCAGAGAGACAUAUCAAUGUACAACGAAAUGCUUAUUUCAGAUUAAUAUUAUACAUUAGAAAAAGGGAUUUAUUUUAUGUGUAAUCAGCAAACUCAGAUAUUCUGAGUGAUCCGUGAAUGCCGACAUAAUCGUUGAGCAAAAUACAAAAGCAAUGACAUUCCUUUUGCAGUUGCAUGUAUUUGUAAUUUUCUGACAUGUUGUAUUGUGCAAUGUUAAAGUCAGCCUUUGUUCUCAAAAUAUGCAAUCUAUGCUUAUUUGAUGACAAUUUACUGUGAUUUAAAGUUACAGUUUCUUUAUAUACACACACACAUACACAUGCAUAUACAAACUGAGAUACACUGAUUUCAGGACAUCGGAAACAUAUCAUGCUUUCAAUUUCCAAAGCUUGAGCAUGUGAUCUGUGCAAAUUGUUUUUACACACUAAUAAGGCUACUGUUAUUAUUUAACAUGGCAAUAUGUUUUUCAAUCGGAGUAAUAAAUGGGUAAAACCUAUAGGAUUAUAAGAAAUAUAGUUUUAUUUUUGUAUUUUUCCAAUAUUUCUUUAA